GACGCAUCGGUCUCGGCUGCUGUGCGGCGGCCUCUGCGAGUAUCCCGCUCUCCGUCAUCCGACGCCUUCCCCCGGACUCCUCCAAGCUGCUCGUGCCCGCCGCUCGUUAGCCAAUAUUCAUCUCAGUCGCGCUCAUUCAUAUGGCUGUUGCAAGCUUCCCGCUGAUUGAGCUGCCUCAGGAGAUCAUUGUCGAUGUGUUUGCAGUGCUGGAACUCGGGGGGUCGAAGGAUGACCUGCGGAACCUCGCGUAUACAUGCAAGCGUCUGUAUUCUAUCGGCCAGCAAUUCCUCGUCUCAGAUAUCACGGUGACAUGGCAGCUCCUCGACGCCUUCCGCGCAAAGCUCGACACCUCUCUGGCUCCCGUCCGUUCCUACAUAACCUCAUUCACCAUCAACAUCCCCUCCAGCUGGGGCGAAUGGCACCGCUUCGAGACACUACAGGACGUGUUUGAGCUAUGCACAAACAUCAACUCACUCACGCUCACUCUCUCCGGGUCCUCGAAAUGGAUGCAAUACAUGCGUCCCAACACCCACAUCCGAUCUCUGAAACUAGUCUCCUCCCAGGCAUCAGGUCUACCCGCCCUGUUCGACACCGCGGACUUGCACGCGUUCAAGAGCGUGGAGGAGUUGCAUCUUGAGUAUUUCAGGCUGCAGUGCGAGUACCCGAUCGAAGAGCGCGCGACGCCGUUGCUCACAACCGUGCGCAAUCUCGAGAUUGUAAACUGUGAAUGGAAUUACCCGUUCAGCAUGUCGCUGUUCAAGAGAUUAGAUUCUCUGGCGGUGUAUUACUCGAUAAAAUGCGAGGCAUUCACAUUUUCCGAACGACUAAAGAAUCUAGCAGCAAACCCACCACCGACUAUCAAACGCUUUAUAAUGCAUCUAAACCUCUUCUCCCCCGUCCGUCAAAAAACAUGGUACCCGGUUCUAAAAGACUGCAAAAAGCUCGAAUCGAUCUCAAUGAAAGGCUUCCGCUACCCAGACUACGAGUUCUUCGCCCUCCUCCCGCCGUCGCUCAAAGAAGUCGAGCUGCACAUGACGUCGAAGAACUUGGUUGCGCUCACGCACUCGAAUAGUCUGGAUACGGGGAUGGGCGGCAUGCUCGCGAUGAACUCGCAGAUCGUGCCGGUGGAUGCUCGCGCGGAGGAAAAUGAUGGGAUCCAGGGACGCGUGUUGAAUAAGUAUGGCGAUACGAACGUGCGCGUUGUGGCUCAUGAAUGGGCGGAGAGUAUGGAGCAGAGGAUAGCUCGUUAGCUGCAGGGAGGCUUUUAAUUUACUCUCUUUUUAUUUCUAUAUUAUUCAUUUUGCAAAGGGUCGGAGUAUAUGGGUUCG
Messenger RNA from Myxozyma melibiosi, 1328 nucleotides. RefSeq lists its product as uncharacterized. Lineage: Eukaryota; Fungi; Ascomycota; Lipomycetes; Lipomycetales; Lipomycetaceae. The record is from RefSeq and is a predicted model, not a curated record. The coding region runs from base 141 to 1250 and encodes 369 amino acids. The transcript is spliced from 3 exons. Gene Ontology annotation, molecular function: protein binding.